AAAAAACAUCAACUUGAGAACAUUCCUUAACAAAACAAUUGUGAAAUUAAUGCAAAUAAACAAUUCAUUAAAAAACUACAAUGGGUUCUACAAAAUUAAAAGAAGAUUUAUCCAACUGUCUAAUAAAUUUUGAUCGCCGUGUUUUAUUAACUGAACUUUUGGAUGACUAUCAAAUGGCCUAUGAGGAAGUCAACAAUGUAGUGCAAAAAUUUGUGGAAGAACAGGAAAAGAAAGAUAAACUUAAAUUUGAUAAAAGAUAUAUGGUACAUGGUGUGCAGCAGGGUGAACACAAAAAGGAAAUUUAUAAAAUUGUAGAAGAACCUAAGCUUAAAGAAUGGCUAAAGAAAUUGGAAAAUGCUCAGUCAUCUUUAUACUCCGUCGAAGUGGCCGGAGGAGCCAAGGCAGCAGCAGAAGUUUUUAAGCCUAUGAGUGUAAAGGAGGGUGUUAAAUUAAAAAAUAGAAAGGGUACUAAGGCCAGUGUAACUAAUGGCGUGCCAGAAACAUCUAAACCAGCCAAAGCUGUAGAAAAGAAGGAAGUCAAACCAGAAACAAACACUCAGAAAACCAUAAAAGAAUCUCCUAGGAAAUCUUUUUCGGCCAAGAAAACAUCUCCUAAAACAGAAACCUCUCCCUCGGAUAAAAAAGCGGCAGACAAAAAAUCUGCCCAGAAAAAAGGCAUAAAUAACUUUUUUGCUCCCUCUACAGCUGCAUCCAAAAAAUCCGAAGAUUCUAAAUCAGCAAGUGCAGUGGUCAAGCCUCCUACACCCAAGAAAAUGGAAGAUUUCUUUAGGAAACAAGCAGAAAAACCUAAAACCACUACAGAAACACUUAAGAAAACAGCAGCCAAUACCUCGGUACAGCUGUUCGAUGAUGAGGAGGAGGAAGAACCCGAAGAAAUUUCAUCAGACGAAGAAGAAAAAUUGGAAGCUUUAAAACGGGAUAUUAUAACAUCCGAUGUAGAAAUGGAAGCAGACGAUGAUGAAGAGACAAAACCCUGCAACUCCAGCAAGAGGAGACGUAUUUUAGAUUCUGAUGAUGAGGAUGAAGAUCCGCCAGUUAAGCAAGAAAAAUUAGAUAUUAAAGAAGAGACAAAAGAGGAAGAAGUAGAAGCUGCUGCAGAAACUUAUUUGGAUGAAGAUGGUUUUGUUAUAACUAAAAAGCCCAAGCAAAAGGCUUCUGCUACAGCCAGCAAAUCACCAGCUCUUAAGAAAACUCCGCCAGUUACUUUGAAAGCAUCACCUAAGGAAAGUAAGAAGUCAACUUCAAGUAAGGACACAAAGGCGGCCACAAAUCCAGCAAGCAAAACUAAACAGGCGGGAAUUAUGAAUUUCUUUACUAAGAAAUAAAAUGAGUAUUAAAUGUUAAAAAGUUCUGAAGCUUUAUUUAAGUUAUAUGAAAAUGGAAUGCUAUUACGUUUCUUUUUGCUAUGAAAUAAUAAAAUAAGAUUUAAAAAAUUUAA
Molecule: messenger RNA, 1459 nt
Organism: Calliphora vicina (urban bluebottle blowfly)
Lineage: Eukaryota; Metazoa; Arthropoda; Insecta; Diptera; Calliphoridae
Gene: PolD3
Product: DNA polymerase delta subunit 3
Exons: 1
Coding region: 81-1346 (421 amino acids)
Source: RefSeq, a predicted model, not a curated record